This is a messenger RNA of Oryza brachyantha (malo sina), 780 nucleotides long. RefSeq lists its product as uncharacterized. Lineage: Eukaryota; Viridiplantae; Streptophyta; Magnoliopsida; Poales; Poaceae. The transcript has 3 exons. The coding region runs from base 1 to 780 and encodes 259 amino acids. The record is from RefSeq and is a predicted model, not a curated record.
AUGCAUAUAGAUGACAUCACCGUCAUCGUGAAGUGUGUGCUUCACGGGACGCCUGCUGCACUUGACCUCGAGCAUCACGGACAGUAUUCACUGGUGCUAGCCCCAGUCAUCGAGAGUGUCAAGCUAAAGCGGGUGCUCAUCGAUGGCGAAAGCGCCCUCAACAUCCUCUUCGCCAAAACGGUCAACGACAUGAAGAUCCCUAGGUUGGAGCUACCCCCAGGCAAUGCGCCUUUCCACGGGGUCAUCCCUGGGCUGUCGGCUACACCACUCGGGCAUAUCACUCUUCCGGUAACCUUUGGCACAAAGGAUAAUUACUGGACGGAGAACAUCUUCUUUAAAGUCGCUGACUUCGAAACAACAUACCACGCCAUCAUCGGCAGGCCCGCACUGGCGAAGUUUACGGGGAUCCCACACUACACCUAUCUUAUGGUCAAGAUGUCCGGGCCCCAUGGAGUCAUCACUCUGCGCAGUGACAUCAAGCAAGCCUUUAGCUGCGAGGCGGAGAGCUGCGAAAUCGCGCAGCAAAUCGAGGAGAAGGACGGCCGAGAGAAGAUACACGAAGAAUCGACUCGGGUUUCUAGAAAAGUGAUUGAGCACUCUUUGAAUGUCAGAGACGACGCUAAACCAAUCAAGCAACGCCUCCGCCUCUUCGCGCAUGAUAGGAAGGACGUGAUCAAGGAGGAGCUAACCAAACUCCUCGCUGCUGGCUUCAUUAAAGAAGUCAAGUACCCCGACUGCUUGGACAAUCCUGUCUUGAUUAAAAAAAACAAUAAAUGGUGA